Messenger RNA from Gorilla gorilla gorilla (western lowland gorilla), 4688 nucleotides. It is a transcript of the gene TBKBP1, whose product is annotated as TBK1 binding protein 1. NCBI's taxonomy places the organism in Eukaryota, Metazoa, Chordata, Mammalia, Primates, Hominidae. Gene Ontology annotation, cellular component: cytoplasm. Bases 1410 to 3254 code for a protein of 614 amino acids. The transcript is spliced from 9 exons. The record is from RefSeq and is a predicted model, not a curated record.
AGCGGGGCGGGCGGGGGUCUGGGGGGGGUGUGGUGAGCGCUGGCGCGCGGAGCUGGGGGGAGGGGAUGGCGUGGGAAGGAGAGGGUUAAAGGUGGGGCCGGCCCUACAAACGCGCGCACACACUCCUUACUCAGACCCAGUCACUCGCGUUUCCCUGGCACUUAGAUGGGCCUGUGAGUGGCGGAGGGGGGGUGGUGGAUUGAAUUGGAGCCUGCGCCGGAGCCCUUUGCACCCCAAGCUCCUGCAGCCCGACCUGGGGGCCCCGCUGUCUGAACUCACAGCUCCCUGCCGAGCCCCCUUUCCGGGGUGCACAUAACGCUCCAGCGCGCGCACACACCUCGGACAGUCCCCUCGCGUCUCACGUGACACGCGGCCCGAACGUGCCACCCUGCCCACGCGCUCACGCACGCGUGCACACACCAGUCUCCUGGUCGCUGCCCCACUCCGUCCCGACGCCCCUGCGACCCCGAAGGCACUCAUUGACUGACACACCUACACUCAUUCACAGACGCACACUCCCCCCAUACGCCAACCCCAGACACACAUUCAUAACCAGGCCCGAGAGAAGUACACACGCACCCCCUCACUGCCUACUCCUGCUUUCGGGAGCCUGAGUCAUUCCUGCCCCCUCGUAGGGUUCCCCAUUUCCCGGUGCGCGGGCACCCUGAGACGGCCUUGGGAAUUCGUUCGCGUCCCCUUCCACCUGGGUCCCCUUCCCCAGUUUGCGCCCCGUAACACUCAGCCAAGGACUUCCUGUGGGUCCCAGGUCAGAGGCCAAGGGGUCCUGGACCGCUGCCACAGCCUCGGUGCGCCCGGGGGAGGCGCUUCCUUUUCCUGAACUCUGGGAUCCUGCGGGAGGAAGCGGGGAAGUUGGGCGGGGGUGCAGCCGAGGGCGUGCCGACUGUGGAGGGGCCGACCCUCGCGCAGCUCUGGGCCUUCCUUGGGGAGGAGCUGGGGUGCCAGAGGCCCAGGCUGAGGAGCUUGGCGGCGAGGUAUUUGGGGAAGUAAGGCCUGGGGUGGAGAAGCGCGGAGGAAUGGGCCGGGCCUGGCUGGGAAGGCAGCCCUCUCCCAUCCACAGGUCUCCCUGGGUUCUGGCAGGAGCCUGCCCCUGCUGCCGGCCUGGCUUACUUGUCCCUACUUGUCAACACCCUGGCAGCGGGGUCUUCACCUGGUUCCAGCCCCUUUUCCCCAAGGCGGCAGAGAGGAUGGGACUGAGGAGUCUGGGAAGGGACCAUGGGAGUCCCUGCUGAGCUCGGGGCAGGAAGUUUCUGGGUUGCAUCUCAGCCGGCCCCAGGGAGUGCAGAGCCAGGGAGAGGGGUACCAGGGACAAACCCUAGACAGACGGCCCUGUCCACGGUUGCUCCUGCUCUCCUAGGAGGCCCCGUGUGGGCCGCGGCCCGGCCCUCACCAUGGAGUCCAUGUUCGAGGACGACAUCAGCAUCCUGACGCAGGAGGCCCUGGGGCCUAGUGAGGUGUGGCUGGACGGUCCCGGAGACCCCUCGCUUGGGGGCGACAUGUGCUCCGCCUCCCACUUUGCCCUCAUCACUGCUUACGGAGACAUCAAGGAACGGCUGGGGGGCCUGGAGAGGGAGAACGCCACCCUCCGACGCCGCCUCAAAGUCUACGAGAUCAAGUACCCACUGAUCAGUGACUUUGGAGAGGAGCAUGGCUUUUCUCUGUAUGAAAUCAAGGAUGGCUCCCUGCUGGAGGUGGAGAAGGUCAGCCUGCAGCAACGGCUCAACCAGUUCCAGCACGAGUUACAGAAGAACAAGGAGCAGGAAGAACAGCUUGGAGAGAUGAUCCAGGCCUACGAGAAACUCUGCGUGGAGAAGAGUGACUUGGAGACAGAGCUGAGGGAGAUGAGGGCCCUGGUGGAGACGCACCUGCGUCAGAUCUGUGGUUUGGAGCAGCAGCUGCGGCAACAGCAAGGCCUCCGGGAUGCAGCCUUCUCCAACCUGAGCCCGCCGCCAGCCCCCGCCCCGCCCUGCACUGAUUUAGACCUGCACUACCUGGCACUGAGAGGGGGAUCUGGCUUGAGUCAUGGCUGGCCGGGCCCCACACCCAGUGUGAGUGACCUGGAGCGGCGGCGGCUAGAAGAGGCUUUGGAGGCCGCCCAGGGAGAGGCCCGGGGGGCUCAGCUCCGGGAGGAGCAGCUCCAGGCCGAGUGCGAGCGGCUGCAGGGGGAGCUGAAGCAGCUGCAGGAGACCCGGGCCCAGGAUCUGGCCUCCAACCAGUCGGAGCGAGACAUGGCGUGGGUGAAAAGAGUUGGGGAUGAUCAGGUGAAUUUGGCGCUGGCCUACACCGAGCUGACGGAGGAGCUGGGCCGGCUUCGGGAGUUGAGUUCCCUACAGGGGAGAAUCUUGAGGACUCUGUUGCAGGAGCAGGCCCGGAGUGGCGGCCAGAGGCACUCGCCGCUGUCACAACGCCACUCCCCGGCCCCCCAGUGCCCCUCCCCCUCCCCGCCUGCCCGAGCGGCUCCCCCGUGCCCCCCGUGCCAGUCCCCCGUCCCCCAGCGCCGCUCUCCCGUGCCCCCGUGCCCCUCGCCGCAGCAGCGCCGCUCUCCGGCCUCACCCUCCUGCCCGUCGCCCGUCCCGCAGCGCCGCUCGCCGGUGCCGCCGCCGUGCCAGUCCCCCAGCCCGCAGCGCCGUUCCCCGGUGACCCCCAGCUGCCCGGCCCCGCAGCCCCGGCCGCCGCCGCCGCCCCCGCCGGGCGAGAGGACGCUGGCCGAGCGCGCCUACGCCAAGCCGCCCAGCCACCACGUGAAGGCCGGCUUCCAGGGCCGCCGCAGCUACUCUGAGCUGGCGGAGGGCGCGGCCUACGCGGGCGCCUCCCCGCCCUGGCUGCAGGCCGAAGCGGCCACUCUCCCCAAGCCCCGGGCCUACGGCAGCGAGCUCUACGGCCCCGGCAGGCCCCUCAGCCCGCGGCGCGCCUUCGAGGGCAUCCGGCUGCGCUUCGAGAAGCAGCCGUCGGAGGAGGAUGAGUGGGCUGUGCCCACCAGCCCGCCCAGCCCGGAGGUGGGCACCAUCCGCUGCGCCUCCUUCUGCGCGGGCUUCCCCAUCCCCGAGUCGCCCGCCGCCACCGCCUACGCCCACGCCGAGCACGCGCAGUCCUGGCCGUCCAUCAACUUGCUGAUGGAGACGGUGGGCUCCGACAUCCGCAGCUGCCCCCUCUGCCAGCUGGGUUUCCCUGUCGGAUACCCGGAUGAUGCCCUCAUCAAACACAUUGACUCCCACCUGGAGAACAGCAAGAUCUAGGGCACCAGCCCCACCCACUGGCUGUUCCUCUGACCUCUCCUAUCACCCCCAAACACUCACUUUGAAUGCUGCAUGAAUCUCAUGGGGGGUCCCUGCCCUUGCGACCCCCAGAUACCUCCACUUGCUACCGAGUCAACGUGUGUGCCAUCUUCCCUGGUCCAGGCACCACUCAGCUCUGGCUCUUCCUGGGAGGUCAGCCGAGGCUCCCCCCAUGCUCCUGGUUUCUGCUUAGGAGGUGGGGACUUGGGUUGGGAUGGGGACGGUAUACCCCUCCCAGGCCUCUCCCUCUGCCUUUCUGUUCUUAAACAGGGUUGGAUCCAAGAAGGUGUCCAGUGCUUGGGCCUGGGGUGGGGGGAAGGUGUUAAGAGGACUCCAGGAGCUCCUGCACCCCUCCCCAAAUGUCCGUCUUUCUCAGACGGGGCUCUGUCUGGGGAGCACCCACAGGCUGUCUUUGGGGUCCCAGAGCCUGCUCUGUGCACUGACCCCAGUUCCUCCAUCCUGUGGCCAGCCUAGGGCUCAUGGCAUGGGCCCCCACUGGGGGAGGGAGGCAUCUUGUUUCUUGUGGUUCCCUGCAGGCCAGUCCUGUCCUCCUUUCCCUGUUCUGCCCACUCUGGGGAAUAGGGAGGGGAGGAGAGGAGAGGAGAGGGAGGAUCCUGGAGGACUGGGAAGAUCUAGCCUAAAGAGGCUUCUCUGAGGGCCAGGGCCCUACAGCAUGCCCCUAUGGCCAGGGGACUGUCUGCCAGCCUCCCAGGCCCAUGCCCUCCUGGCGCCCCUGGCACUGAGGCACAGAUCGUCAAGGCAGAUGCCCCCUCAACCCUUCUUCCACUGGAGCCCCUGACACCACAGGUGCCCUGGAGCCCUUGUGUGACUCAGCCUCUGUUAGCUGGGUGGGUGUCAUCAGCCCCUGCCUCCCAGGCCAGAACCUGAGAACGGGCCCAGGGUGCUGUGGAGAUCAACUUCAAAAGAGCUAACCCCUUCCCACACUCCACCCACCCACCUACAUUUCCUCUGUGAAAUCUACCUCAGAGUUGUACCCUCAGAAGGACGGGUAAGCAGGAGGCCAGGGGGUCCCCAGGGCUGAGGUGGGGAGCCUUCUACAGCGAAAGCCUGCCACCCCACAAUGAAUCCACCCUGCUCCACUGCGCGCCUCUCCCAGGUCUCUCAGCUCCGGGUGGGGAGCAGUGGCCGCUACCGACAGCGCAUGUCCCGCUCUUAUCCAAUCCAACUCUUCCAGGCCCCACCUCCCUGCACCCCUCCCCUCUAUAGAGCAGAGGAGUGAAGGGGUAUGUCAGGCGGGGAAGGGGCCAAGGACACGUCAUUGUACGCUGAGCGUCCCCAGGGAGCGGAAAUGGGGAAGGGGGCCUGGAGAGGGGAGGCAGGGGCCCCUGUGCUCUCUGAACAAGUUGAAAGUCCAAAUAAAACUUACCUGUUCCA